AUGAUUGGGUGUAAACAUUAUCCUAGUAAAUUUGAACAAUUGCAGUUGUUGGGUAUUGAUACAUCUUCUGGUAUGCCAGUUGUUUUAAAGCACAAGAAUUUGAAUACUGAGCUUGGCAUAACAAAUGGUGCAAAGGGAUUUAUUAGAAAGCUUGAACUUGGUUCUGAUGUGCAUUGGUUGAAUUUCCAAAUAGUAAAGUACAGCUUGAUGGAUUACCAAAAGGUGUAUAUCCGAUCAAACCUCGUAGAUGGCAGUAUAAUGCAUUCAUAUUCAGUGAAGAAAAUCAGCAGAUAUUGGUAUCUGUUACAAGGUUUCAAGUACCAUUUGAGCCUGCUUUUGCACUUACAGGGUGAGAUCCCGGAAAGUCAAUAUGGUGUAAGAUGCGAGAUAGGUGGCGAGAUGUGCUGUUUUCAAUAUAUGGUUCAGAGUGUGAAAGAUAUGUAUCAUUUAUCAAACAAUAAUGAUGUUCCAUUUUCAUUCUUGGAUACUGCAAAUGAAAGAGAAGUUUGGAGGUAUAGCUCAGUGGCAUCAUAUAAUCUCAUCAGCAAGCUUGCCGAACCUCUAUAUUCGUAUUGUGAUAAUAUUGAGAAUGUGCAGGAUUUUAUAGACACCUUCAUUCCGAAUUACCGUGCCAUCCAGUGA
This is a messenger RNA of Lentinula edodes (shiitake mushroom), 642 nucleotides long. RefSeq lists its product as uncharacterized. Bases 1 to 642 code for a protein of 213 amino acids. The transcript is spliced from 7 exons. Lineage: Eukaryota; Fungi; Basidiomycota; Agaricomycetes; Agaricales; Omphalotaceae. The record is from RefSeq and is a predicted model, not a curated record.